Molecule: messenger RNA, 1269 nt
Organism: Notodromas monacha
Lineage: Eukaryota; Metazoa; Arthropoda; Ostracoda; Podocopida; Cyprididae
Source: the annotation of a GenBank genome assembly
AUGUUCUUGGAAGCGCAGAACUUUAUACCGCCAAGGGGAUUAAUUUACAACCCCGGGCGCGUCCUGAGACGCGCCAAUUUUGGUGCGUCUUUCGACGACAUUGUAGUCGGGGCAGGAAUAACCGGGCUGUGGACUGCUAAUGAGUUGGCGAAAGCCGGUCGCAAAGUUCUCCUACUUGAACAGUUCCCGCGAUGCACGAGUCGCGGUGGAUCAGCAGGAAGUUCUCGGGCUAUCGAGCUCUCAUUUCCGAUCGUCGGCGCCGUAUCUUCCUUCAUGAAUGGAAUCAAUCAUUAUGCAAAUCUGCAGGCUGAAAGUGACAUCCAAGUCAUUGCGGACUCAGAUCUUCUAGUUCUUACUGAUGACCCGAUGGAAGGAACUCCGUUUCCAGCUUUAUUGCGUGAUCUUGAAGACAACUACGGAAUUAAGCUGGAGCAUUUGCAUUCCGAAGAGCUGGUCAACAGAUUCCCUGGCUAUCAGUUCACUGAGCAGAGCCACGCAAUUUACGACAAUCAGACUGCCAAAGAAUUGCUCGCUUCUGGUGCCAUUCACGCUCUCUGGGAAAUGGCACCCAAGAACGGAGUUACAACCUGCAGUCCUUGCCCAGUGACCUCAGUUGCGGAAGUGGCUGAUGCUGAUGGCACGAGCAGACUGCGAGUCACUUGCAAAAGAACCCCCGUGGAUCCGGCGGAAUAUUUGGCGAAAAACGUGAUUCUCGCAACUGGAGCCGGAACUUCGUCCAUCAACAUAACCAACUCGAGAAACGAACCAGUACCCUUGCCGCAAGUAACGCCCCAACUCUGGGCUCAGCUUUAUUUCAGGAAAAAGCCGGAUGUUCCGUGUUCCACGAAUACCGGAUUCAUCGAGUGGGCGUGGCAGAACGGCGGAAAUCCGAUGUUGGCCUGGGGACGUCCUUCGAUCAACACUCAAACCGACUACGAUUUCUUGAUUGGAAUCGGUGAUCACGCUGAAGUGUCGUCCGCAUCUCAAAUGGAAAAUCCAGCCACUUUCCAAGUUUUCGUACAGAGCGUGCAGGACUAUGUGAAAAACAGGAUGCCGUGUCUUGACGAGAAUCCCUUGUUCAUCGAACGAGCGAUGAAUUAUAAAGUUGACACGGGCGUUUCCGGUGGACAUCCGCUGGAGGGCAUUAGCAGCGUCUACCUUGCGAUCGAAGAUGUCAUCGUGUCUUACGUUGUUGCCAGCAAAUGGAGAAGAUCUUUCGAAAUUGAGCUCCAUUAUGCUUUUCAUCAAAUCAAAAUGGGUUUAGAAUGA